Chelmon rostratus (copperband butterflyfish) is the source of this 1932-nucleotide messenger RNA. Its product is annotated as heterogeneous nuclear ribonucleoprotein C. NCBI's taxonomy places the organism in Eukaryota, Metazoa, Chordata, Actinopteri, Chaetodontiformes, Chaetodontidae. The record is from RefSeq and is a predicted model, not a curated record. Gene Ontology annotation, molecular function: RNA binding. Gene Ontology annotation, cellular component: nucleus. Bases 82 to 714 code for a protein of 210 amino acids. The transcript is spliced from 7 exons.
AGAGUGAGUUGCAAGACAGAAGCAAAGAAUCCUCGGCUAGCCUCUCUUCUCUCAGUCUCCUGGUCAUUUGGCAUCCCUGAUAUGACCCUGUUCAGCCCAAGAUACAUGAGCAUGAGUGGAGAGUUGAAGUCCAGCCGCUCCAGGGCAGCCAGUAAGAGGGCCAGCAACACCACUUACGGAUCUGAGUUCGACCUGGACUAUGACAGCUACCACGAGGACUACUAUGACAGGGUGUAUGACUACCAGCGUGUGCCAGCAUCCCUGUCUCCCCUGCCUCCCCUGGGACCCAGUCUGGCCAAGCGAUCCCGUUCCUCCUCCUACUCCACCGGGCACAGACGCAGCCGAGACAGAACCCACUCCAAAAGCUCCAGAGCCCACUCCACUAGUUCAUCCACAGCCAAGUUGGGCAUGGAGGAGUUGCAGGUGAUUAAAAAGGAGCUGACUCUGAUAAAGACACAGAUCGAUGGGCUGCUUGACAGUCUUGACAGGAUGGACACACAGCGGAAUGACCACAAAGGAUCCCCCCUGAGAGAGGACAGUCCAGCUGGCUCACCGUACGCUCUGUCUGCCAGCAGCCCCGAGCACUGCCUCUCCUCCCUCUCUCCUCCCAGCUCCCGCCAUCGAAUCCACAGGGAGAGCCCUGACCUGAGGGAGCCUGAGGAUGACCACCACACGAUGAGCAACCACAGCUCUGACCCUGAGGAGGAAAUAUGAGGGAUGAAAAUGAGAAGACGUAGACGACGUGAAGUGCCAAACAUGGAGGAAGAGAACAACAACCACCAAGCCAACUCAUAUCAGAGGCUCAACUUCCCUCCAGCAGGAUGUACAUAUCAGAUAACACAAUACAUUUAAUUGUAUCACAGCAGCUCUGCUCGAUUUCUGUGACCAUUCCUUCAAGUAAAACAGAAACACGGACACAGGUGACGUGCACAAACCAAGUGCGUGCACAUCUGAUUGAGAAGAGUUUUAUUAUGUUGGACUGAGGGAGUGAGAGGGAUCUUAUCCACACAGUAAUUACAAAGGACACCCGGAAGCACAGUGGUAAAUUAAACUUAUUAUAAUCCUGCCUACUCAGUGGGUUUGCAUGAACACCAAUGUUCCACUAUUAAUCCAAAAGAGACAAUAGAGCUCUCUGAUUAAAACAUGAUGGAAGCAGCUUGCCAGUUUAUCUUUUUCAAAUUAGAAGCCUUCCACAGAAACAGGCAGCAUAUGUCAGUGUCAGACUGUACAAAUAGUAAUAAUUUAUGUGUAGCUGGAGGUGCCCCAAUGUUUCCACUGCUUCACCAGUUUCUCCCAAGAAAAAACAUGAAAUGAUACAACAAUUAAAGGAAAUUUGGAUUUUUGUUUAUGAAGGACCUUUAAUUAGAUAAUUUACAAACAGUAUAGAACCAGGAACAUUAAUGAAGCCAUAAACCCUGCAAAAGCCUACUUAAUUAUUAACAUUUUCAAAAUGAGGAUAUAACUAGAAUGUUGUGCAUGAACUGUGAAAUGGAAAAUCCCCUCUGCGGAUCUCAAAGCAUUUUCAAAGCUAAAGAAAUCUGUACACUCUCUAAUUUGCCCUCAAGAGGGCUAUUUGUUGACGCUCAUCUCACUUUUUUCUCUUUACUGUAUACUUCUAAGAUAUCAGAAAUUUGCUAUUCAAAGUGAAUCACAGUAGUCCUUCAGAGACCGAAUAGUCGCAGUGAUUCAGGAGAGAAACUGCUCCAAAGUAUCAGUGCGCUGCUUCUCUGGGUGUGACUCUCUGAAAGACAUGUUAUAAGGGUGACCCUGUUAUGUUCCAUUGUGUUAUCUCUACUUCAAAUGUAUGAGAGGAAUGUUCAACUCUCUUCCACCAUGCAUUUGGCACUGUGAGGCGUGCAAAGGCCCAGGUCAGGGUGUAAUAUUGUGUAUUACUGUAAACUUUACUGUAAUUGUUGAACUGUCUGAUUUUAA